Aureobasidium vineae is the source of this 939-nucleotide messenger RNA. The record is from the annotation of a GenBank genome assembly. NCBI's taxonomy places the organism in Eukaryota, Fungi, Ascomycota, Dothideomycetes, Dothideales, Saccotheciaceae.
AUGGUAGAAGAGUAUAUCAGACAACAGCAUGAAUGGCUAGGUCGACUGUAUCCAGCUCAAGGCAACAACUUCGACUCUCCACCUCCACAACCGACACCAGACCCUCAAUCUCCUCAAUGGCAUACCAUCCAAACAUUCCAAGAUCUUCUGGAGUCAAAAUGUCAAGCUCAGGAGGCAGCGAAACGCCUAACGAAUGUUACAUCGUCGACAACAGAUUUCCAGAUCGAGACCCUCUGCAACAACAUGUGGGGUUGUAUUUUCAGCGCCGUCGAACACUUUUCAAGCAUCGAAACACUGUCUGCUCUCUCAAAUCUCCUGGCGUGUCUAGCUAGCCUCCCGCAAGCCAUAAACACCCACCAAGAGCCCAUGUUCAUCGAAGGUCUAGGAACUUUCAUCCAGCCAGGCGAACCUAUACUCCUUAGAGAACGUCUUUGGGCAGACCUUCCCUUCUUCUCCCUCAAUCUGGCGGAAAGAAUGCAAGGGCCAGGAGCCUACCUCAGCAAAAACGAACACGCUUCAGAGGCCUCACGUAAAUGGGCAAAUAUGAAUACCUUUGUAGCUAUUCUAGUCCGCGACCAUGGCACUGCAUUUCCAACUCUGUUCGGAAGCUGUGUGACAUACGCUUUUAUGACUUUGUCAUCUGCACUUGAACAUCCUCCAAAUUCGCGAUUGGACAGAAACACGAUAGUGCAUCUUUCCGCUGCUUGUCGCUGGAUAUUGGUGGCUAGAGAUGUUGUUAGAGAGGCUGUGGAUACUGGGUAUAAGGGAGAGCCUUGGACAGCCAUGGCUGGAAAGCUUUGGCAGGAUCAAGAUGGUACGGAUCAGGUAGUUGGACGCAGGUGGACGUUUUGGAAAAGCAAAUUUGAGAUUUUGGGAGGCGAUUUACAGGGAGAUGCUGAGAUGGCGGAUAUAGCAUUGCGAGUGUCGAGAUUGAUGUAG